Molecule: messenger RNA, 1035 nt
Organism: Bipolaris sorokiniana ND90Pr
Lineage: Eukaryota; Fungi; Ascomycota; Dothideomycetes; Pleosporales; Pleosporaceae
Exons: 4
Coding region: 81-899 (272 amino acids)
Source: RefSeq, a predicted model, not a curated record
CGCUUGACAGCCAACACUGCUCAAUACUAAGAUCAUAGCCGCUGUCAAGGAAGCGCGUGGAAAAGAAAAAAUCCGACACUAUGAUAGAGGUUGUCUAUAUUGUCCGGCAUGCGUUUCGGGCAAAUUGGUCGGUGGACCCUCAAACAGGUGUCUACACCGCGUCCAUGGCACGCACGCCAACCGGCAUACCCACCGACCCGCCACUGACGGCCAAAGGCGUUCAGCAGAGUAGGGAGCUGGCAAAUUAUCUCACCAAAGUCGAGCCUCCGGUGGACAGGAUCUACUCUAGCCCGUUUUAUCGCUGUUUGCAGACGCUGAAGCCAUUCAGCGACGCGUACUUCAACGAGGGGAAAGAGAACAGGGGUAAAAUUAGGGUCGACCGUGGAAUAGGGGAGUUCUUUGGACGCGCCCAUUUUGAACACCCAGAGCCGCCCAGUCUCGAGCUCCUGACUCCGCACUUUGGCAACUUAGAUGCCGAUUACGUUUCCGUGCACAUGGCGGGGUCCAGGGGCGAGUCGAUUGUGGAGCUACACCAACGUGUUAGAAAGGCGCUAGAGCAUAUUGUUACAACUCUUGAUAGUGAUCCGGAGCAGCCCAGGAGUGUUCUACUUUGCACUCACGCGGCUACUAUGAUUGCUGCUGGUAGGGUACUAACAGGUCGGAUGCCGGAGAAUCCCGAUGAAGACGACUUCAAGUGCUAUACGGCUGGUUUGUCUAGAUUCGUUCGGAGGUCAGCAGACCCCGAAAAGGGCAUCGCUGGGAACUGGGAGUGUGAGCUCAACUCUGAAACAUCCUUCUUGUCUGGUGGUGCCGAACGAGGUUGGCAUUUCGAUGGCGAAGAAAGUUUUGUCGAUUUCUCGGAUAAGGGUAUGAAUGGUGAGAGUGAAUCGAAAUUAUGAAGAGAUAGGGAUUGAGACAACUCUAUCUUGGCCAUAUUUCAAUACGUUAUUGAGAAGACGGCAGAAUUUGCAAUCAGGGAUAUACGAAAUAGAUCAAACUAUCAAUUCUAACAAUGUAUCCACUCAUCUCUCCGAG